AUGGAGCUACUGCUCGAGCAGCUGGAGCUCUUCGCUGAAGUGGUGGCGGUGUCCCGUUCCCGCCAUGUGGACAGCUGGGGGCGCGUGGCCGUGCGGCGCGCGCUGCGCUGGGCCCGCUACCUGCGCCACGUGCACGGGCGCUUCCGCCACCGCGGCCCCAUUAGGGCAGUGCUGGAGGAGGGGCUGCGCCGCCUACGGCUGCGGUCUCAGGCGGGUGGCGGGGAUGCGGCCCACGCUGGGCCCUGCCAGGAGCUGGUACCAGGGCCCUUGCGGAGCUUCGCUGGCCUGGGGCGCGGGGACGAACUGCUGGCCCUGGGGCUGCUGGAGAACGCCGCGCUGCGAGGCCCUGCGCUGCAUGAGCUGCUCCGGCACCUGCGGCCUGAGCGCGUGGAGCCCGCGCCUGAGGCCGGUGAUGAGGACGAGGCAGGGCUGCAAGAUCGCCUGGCUGGCUUGGCCCGCCGCAGGGCUGCCUCCCAGCUGCUUUUACUGCUCAGCCCAGGGCCUGCCCAGGCUGACCCCGCGCUGCGGAGCACCGAGGCCCAGCUACUGCUGCGGAGGCUUCAUGAUGAGGCGGAGGCAGAUCCAGGGGCCGCGGCCCAGCUCCUGGAUCGUCUGUGGGCCCAACUGCCCCGGCCCCGUUGGCUGAAUGUGCUGGCCACCGCGCUCCUGCUGCGGCCGGACAGAGCUGAAGGUGAGAAUCAAGAUGAAGAGGAUCCAGGGUCCCCGGCAGACCCCAGGCAAGGCGCCAUCGCAUCCCUGCUGGCCUGGCUCCUAGCUCGGCCUGCUGCACUAGCCGACCUCUGCCGCCUCCUGCCCCCCUCUCUCCUUGUUUCACUGGCUAGCCGUCACUCAGCGCUGGCAGAAGCCUGCCUGGGUGUGCUCAUGAAUUGGGGCAGCCGGCUGCAUUUCAACCCAGUGCGGGGUGCCUGGGUCGGGGCUGGCCUCGAGGGACUCCCCUGGGAGGAACUCCGGGACCGCUUUCGAUGCCUCUGCCAGGCCCCUGCCCCGCUAGGAGACCAGGCCCGAUCUUUGCUGGACACCUGCAAAGCCCGGGACGGAGGCUUCGAAGCCCCGGGGCUCAGCGUGUGGACUGACCUGUUGCAAGACAUUGAUGAGGGGGGUGAAACCCAGGAGGGGGGUGAGACCCAGGAGGGGAGUGAGACCCAAGAUGGGGGUGAGACCCGGGAGGGGAGUGAGGCCCAGCAGGGGAGUGAGGCCUCAGGGUCCACUCGUGGAGAUGCUCCAGACUCUGCACUUAGCAUCCAGCCCCAGAGUAGCCCUUGAACUCACCUGGGUGUGUUCUCUCUCCUUACAAUAACUGAAACUGAACAUUCAUCCUUAAAGUUCAGGUCCUUAAUAUACACAGAGUGCAAAAGUUAUUCCCAGUAUGCCCCAAAACAAAACUAGUUUUUCAUUCAUUCUUUACCAUCCCCUUAAUUAAUGUGUAAAUUAGGAAUGCUUUUGAUCACUACUAUAUAAUCUUUGUCUAAGAAUGGUCCUUUUGAAAUUACUUUCAAUGGGCCUUUCCUUUAAGUGUUUUAUAUAUAUAUAUGUAUAUGUAUAGUUUAGA
Messenger RNA from Gracilinanus agilis (Agile Gracile Mouse Opossum), 1570 nucleotides. It is a transcript of the gene FANCF, whose product is annotated as FA complementation group F. The record is from RefSeq and is a predicted model, not a curated record. The coding region runs from base 1 to 1284 and encodes 427 amino acids. Gene Ontology annotation, biological process: interstrand cross-link repair. Lineage: Eukaryota; Metazoa; Chordata; Mammalia; Didelphimorphia; Didelphidae. The transcript has a single exon. Gene Ontology annotation, cellular component: Fanconi anaemia nuclear complex.